Molecule: messenger RNA, 1921 nt
Organism: Gadus macrocephalus (Pacific cod)
Lineage: Eukaryota; Metazoa; Chordata; Actinopteri; Gadiformes; Gadidae
Gene: csnk2b
Product: casein kinase 2, beta polypeptide
Exons: 7
Coding region: 163-810 (215 amino acids)
Cellular component (GO): protein kinase CK2 complex; cytoplasm
Molecular function (GO): protein kinase regulator activity
Source: RefSeq, a predicted model, not a curated record
UAGACGUCAUUACGCAAGGAAAAAACGUCAUAUUGCGUGGAACGCGUCAUUCAGGGAGGAUUGGGAGGUGGUGUCCAUCUUAUUGAUACUGCAAGAUAACCCACUUUUGAAUUAAUUAACAGUCACAGUUCUAAUAAGGUGUAAUAUUAGUCCUCUACAGAGAUGAGUAGCUCAGAGGAAGUGUCAUGGAUCUCCUGGUUCUGUGGAUUGCGGGGAAACGAAUUCUUCUGUGAAGUGGAUGAGGACUACAUCCAGGACAAGUUCAACCUGACGGGUCUCAACGAGCAGGUGCCCCACUACCGCCAGGCUCUGGACAUGAUCCUGGACCUGGAGCCAGAUGAGGAGCUGGAGGACAACCCCAACCAGAGCGACCUCAUCGAGCAGGCGGCCGAGAUGCUGUACGGACUGAUCCACGCCCGCUACAUCCUCACCAACCGCGGCAUCGCCCAGAUGUUGGAGAAGUACCAACAGGGGGACUUUGGCUAUUGUCCCCGGGUCUACUGCGAGAACCAGCCCAUGCUGCCCAUUGGUCUGUCAGACAUCCCCGGCGAGGCGAUGGUGAAGCUAUACUGCCCCAAAUGCAUGGAUGUCUACACACCCAAGUCGUCCCGCCACCACCACACCGACGGGGCCUACUUCGGCACCGGCUUCCCACACAUGCUGUUCAUGGUGCACCCAGAGUACCGGCCCAAGAGGCCCGCCAACCAGUUUGUCCCCAGGCUCUACGGCUUCAAGAUCCACCCCAUGGCCUACCAGCUACAGCUGCAGGCUGCGUCCAGCUUUAAGAGCCCAGUCAAGGCCAUUCGCUAAGGCCCCCGGGGGCCCACACACCCGGAAAUACGAUUAGAGAGCGAGAGAGAGGAUGAUGGUGAGGAUGGGGGUCACCUGCAUGGAACUUCCUGUCCAGGCGAGACUACUUCCUGCUGGAGACUGUAUUAUUAUUAUUUGUGUUUUCUAGUUUAGGGAGAGAUGGAGGGUGGGGGGGUGAACAAAGAUGUAUAAAUGAUAAAAUGCGCACAUGCCCAGAUGACAUGCACCAACAUGGUAUACACACACACAUACGCAAGCCAACACGCAUGCACGCCAACACACACACACACACACACACACACACACACACACACACACACACACACACACACACACACACACACACACACACACACACACACAAACGACACCAAACUCCCCCGGUGCCAAUGCGGUCUCAACAGAGCUCAGUUUUCUCGGUUGCGUUUAACAACCUUUUGUUAUGUUUUUCUUUUAAUUUACAACAGUGUCUGUUCGGUUUCGCUCCCGAGUAGAGAAAGCUAUUUGAGUGCAGUGAGUUUCAAAUGUAUUCUAUUUUUUUCACGGACCUGUAGUUUUAGCGUGAAAGGAAUACCCAAUGACAAGUUAUACCGCAGUUGUAGGUUUCAGCCGCUGAAAAAUUACGUUGUUUUUUUUUUUUCCCCCGUGUGGUGAGACCUUGCUAUGUAUUGGUACCGCUACAUAGAGCGAAUGUAAACCUCCCUACACUAACCCUACUGGCCCUUUUAUAAGAACAUUUAAAGACCAGUGCGGUCUCAAUGGACACACAAAAAAAGAGGAGCUCAUACUUCACCCGCUCUGAAUCUACAAGCGUCCUUCUUCAUUCAUAGUAGAAGAUAUUAUUUCCGGACGUGUCAAGAAAAACACCAGACGACUUCCCGAGAGUCCCGCCCCCCCCCUCCCCCACAUAUUUCCUUCAGCGGGCCCAGUCUGCUCGACAUGUCCCCUCUCCUUUGUUAAUGUUAAUUUUGUUUAUUUUUUCCUUCCCCCUCAGAUCAAUAAGGAUACUAUGUCUUCAUCCCACUUUUAAUUAUGUAUGCGUGUUGUCAUUGUUUCUGUGGAAAGUGAGCAGGAUUUGGAGUUCACAAUAAACUUCUAUUUUCUUUUCAUA